Messenger RNA from Lynx canadensis (Canada lynx), 1774 nucleotides. It is a transcript of the gene P2RX2, whose product is annotated as purinergic receptor P2X 2. The record is from RefSeq and is a predicted model, not a curated record. The coding region runs from base 1 to 1407 and encodes 468 amino acids. Gene Ontology annotation, biological process: monoatomic cation transmembrane transport; response to ATP. Gene Ontology annotation, cellular component: plasma membrane; nuclear inner membrane. Gene Ontology annotation, molecular function: ATP binding; extracellularly ATP-gated monoatomic cation channel activity; purinergic nucleotide receptor activity. Lineage: Eukaryota; Metazoa; Chordata; Mammalia; Carnivora; Felidae. The transcript is spliced from 11 exons.
AUGGCGGCCGCCGAGCCCAAGCCCCCCGCGGGGGCGGCCGCGGCCGGGCGCCUGGCCCGAGGCUGCUGGUCCGCGUUCUGGGACUACGAGACGCCCAAGGUGAUCGUGGUGAAGAACCGGCGCCUGGGCGUCGUGUACCGCGCGGUGCAGCUCCUCAUCCUGCUCUACUUCGUGUGGUACGUGUUCAUCGUGCAGAAGAGCUACCAGGACAGCGAGACGGGCCCCGAGAGCUCCGUCAUUACCAAGGUCAAGGGCAUCACCUUCUCCGAGCGCAAAGUGUGGGACGUGGAGGAGUACGUGAAGCCCCCCGAGGGAGGCAGCGUGUUCAGCAUCAUCACCAGGAUCGAGGUCACACCCUCGCAGACCCUCGGAACCUGCCCGGAGAGCGUGAGGGUUAGCAACGCCUCCUGUGACACAGACGAGGACUGCGUGGCGGAACAGCUGGACAUGCUGGGAAGCGGCCUGCGGACCGGGCGCUGCGUACCCUACUACCAAGGGUCGGCCAAGACCUGCGAGGUGUGGGGCUGGUGCCCGGUGGAAGACGGGGCGUCGGUCAGCCAAUUUCUCGGCAAGAUGGCUCCGAAUUUCACCAUCCUCAUCAAGAACAGCAUCCACUACCCUAAAUUCCAGUUCUCCAAAGGCAACAUCGAGCACCGGAAGGACGGCUACCUGAAACGCUGCACAUUCGAUGAGGUCUCCGACCCCUACUGUCCCAUUUUCAAGCUGGGCUUCAUUGUGGAACAGGCAGGGGAAAACUUCACGGAGCUCGCACACACGGGUGGUGUCAUCGGGGUCAUCAUCAACUGGGACUGUGACCUGGACCUGUCAGCGUCAAAGUGCAACCCCAAGUAUUCUUUCCGGAGGCUUGACCCCAAGCACGUCCCAGCCUCGUCUGGCUACAACUUCAGGUUUGCCAAGUAUUACAAGGUAAACGGCAGCGCCACCCGCACGCUCAUCAAGGCCUAUGGGAUCCGCAUCGACGUCAUUGUGCAUGGACAGGCAGGGAAGUUCAGCCUGAUUCCCACCAUCAUUAAUCUGGCCACAGCACUGACCUCCAUCGGGGUGGGCUCCUUCCUGUGUGACUGGAUCUUGCUGACGUUCAUGAACAAAAACAAGGUGUACAGCCAUAAGAAAUUCGACAAGGUGUGCACACCCAGGCGCUCCUCUGGUAGCUGGCCUGUGACUCUGGCUCUUGUUUUGGGCCAGGCUCCUCCCCCACCCCGUCCCUGCUCUGCAGACCCAGGCCAGUCCCUGGCCACCCCGCCCCCAUGGCCUUGCCCUGCCUCUGCCCCUUCUGAGCAGAUGGCCGACACCCCUGAGCAGACUGUGGGACCAGAGUUGUGUGCCUCCGAGCCUUCCCGGCAGGACUCCACACUCACGGACCCCCGAGGUUUGGCCCAGCUCUGAGCCCACCACAUGCCUUCCAUCACGCUGUGUCCAAGGCGGGCCUGAUGGGGUCCUGAAGUCUGGUCCCGAGACCAAGCCGCCAGCUCCCCUGGGCCCUGCCCAUGCACCUCAACACGCUCUGAGAAGCUGGGAACGAAAAGACACCCCCCCCACGCAACCGGGCAGUGGGCGGGCACGAAGUGGGUGGCACCGGAUCCUGGCUGGCCCCCCAACGUCCCCGGGGCCUGGAGGAAGGGGUAAACUCCUGCCUCCUCCUCCUCCCCAGCUGACCUCCUCACAAACUUCUCACCCCUCCCCACCCAGACCCUUUGCUUGCUUCAUGGCCAAGAAGUCACAUACCCAGAGUCCAAUAAACCUGUGUCCAGAA